Messenger RNA from Galleria mellonella (greater wax moth), 1950 nucleotides. RefSeq lists its product as uncharacterized. The coding region runs from base 520 to 1779 and encodes 419 amino acids. Lineage: Eukaryota; Metazoa; Arthropoda; Insecta; Lepidoptera; Pyralidae. The record is from RefSeq and is a predicted model, not a curated record. The transcript has 2 exons.
CAACAGGAUUAAUUUAAUUCAUAAUCGCUCUGAGAUAAAAAGUGCAAUGGUAAUCUCAUAGUUUAUGGAUAGUAUUCCUAAAAUUAAAAUUCCAAUUAAUAUCACAGCGAAAUUUUUAUUGUAAAGACAUAAAGCAAUAAAAAUGCAAGGCGAAAAAUCAUUCUUUUCGAAGAGAAAACCCAAUAAAAAUCUUUAAAGAAAACAGAGACCAGAGGCAUACAUUAAAAAAUCAUAAACUAUUUGUUUGUGGUUAUGGAAUGAGAAUCUUUAGACAUAGAUUAUAACUACCUAGUCUCUUUAUCUGUGAAGAGAAUGGAUGAGAAACUGCCAAAUGUCAAACAAGAUUUGUAUGUAUUUGUAAACAAUUAUAAAUUUUAUGACUCGACGUAACUCAUCAAUCAUAUUUAAACAAAUAUGUACUUACCUAAGUUACUCAUAAUCACAAACUCGUUAGUAAGGUAAAAAGAAAAUAGCUGUGAAAACUACUUAUUGGAUAAUAUUAGAUCAUAUGGAGAUAAAAUGCAUGGAUCUCGAAGAGUGAUAACUUUUUGUGUAUUGACUGCUAUUCUUCCAACAAUACUCAUAGUUUUGCCAUUAUAUUUACGAAAUAUGAAAUAUGCAGAUGUCAUGUAUAAAAUUUCAGACUCUGAUGUUAUUCAAAUUCACAAAGGUCAAUCAUCAGUAUUUUGUGAGAAACAUUCCUUAACAAUGAAUACAACAUUUAAUGCAUUCCAAAUGAAAGGAAAACCAGAAUUAUCAAAUAAAAGAAAACACAUAAGACUAAGAAAAUCAAUGACAUUACCAGAUGACACUUUGGAAUAUUGGGGCUUUUAUCUCUUUAAAGGUGCUACUGUUGAAUUGAAAGCGUGCUCUCGUUAUGAGGGUUCAAAGAUACUAGUUGUCAAAGGAGAUAAAAUAUUAAACACUUGUGGUAUUCUAGAAGGUGAUAAAUAUAAAAAAUCUCAUCCUACUAUAGAAAGCCAAGGACAUGUUUUAGUAACUUUAGAGAAUCCUAAAGAGAAGCAAAAUAAAUCAUACAAUCAAACAUCUGAAGAUAAAAGUGAAAAUGGAGAGUUGAUUGACAAUGAUAAUGAUGAAUUUAUAGACAAUACUGAUGUUUUUAGUUUUGCAGCAAAAAAGAAGAAUAAUUCAAUUGAGAUAGGCCAAUUUAAUACAACUGAAAUGACACAAACACGAAAGAAGAGAGAAACAAACCCAAAAAAAAUACAUAAUCCAAACACCAUACUGGACACUGGGGUACAUCAUGGUGGAAAUGCAUUUAAUAAUACUAUCAAAACUCAAGAUAGUUCUGUUUCCAGUUUUGAAAAUAGUUUACAUGAAUGUUAUCAUAAUAAUAUGCUUAUCAAUAAUUUUUUCCCAUUUUCUAUUCAGUGCAACAGCACAAAGUAUUUAGAAAAAACAACCACUCUCAAAGUGAUUCAUGAUGUUCUAGUUGAUGGAUAUUUUUAUUACAUAUUUUAUAGUGAUAAUGAUUUCGUACUCAAUGAUAUUCAUGCGAUUUUUGACAUUUAUAAACCAACAUUCCAGUAUACAAAUAUGUCAGAAUCUAAAGUUUGUAUAAAUAAAACUCAAUGUGAAUUCAAUGUUGGCUUUUUUAGUGAUGAAUUGGUUAUUGUAGAAGUGCCUACAAAAGAUGGUUUAACUUACGAUGAUGAUGAUUCUUCUAUUCUAGUAUCAGUAUGUCACCCUCGAAUGUCUGUUUAUAUAUUAUUUCCCAUCUCUGUACUUUUACUUAUUUUACUUUUUGCAUUCUUAUGAUACUUGUGUAAAGUAUUAUUCCAUUAUUUUAUAAUUAAAAUAAACUUUACCAGAGAUGUGAUAUUAAUUUAUUAAGAUAAUUAUCUGCUUUGUAAGUAUAGGUAUAAUAUACAUAUUGUGACUUUAUUAUUCUUAAUGUUGACUUACAAUAUACGAAAUGUUGUUCAAUGU